GUUUCCAUAUUCAAAAUUGUCAUUGGUAUUGGACAUCACCGAAUUCCACGCAUGGCUAAAUGAACCAAAUCACACAUUUUACUACCGAAUUCACUCAGUAAAGAUUGUGAUAUCAGACACCACUGACGAGGAACACUACUAGUCUAGUAUCCGACCCUUAGGCACACAGUGGCAUCAGCAGCAGAAAAAAUGCCGCGUCUUCGUGAUGGCUUCGAGUAUCCAAUGCCAAAAACACUCCAUGAGGGUGUCAGGGGAGGACUUUCAGUUAUGGCCGGUCCCUCACGCGACCAAGUCAUAAAAACGACACCAAUGAUGACGCCAGGACCUACUAGGUAGUUUUUGUUUUUUCUUCUUGUUGCACCUAGAUGUCUUUGCGUCUGCUUUUCCUCUAGACGUAGUACCAGCACCUGCAUCUGUAAGUAACUCCAACACACGUCUUGAAUGAAUAUUUUUGAUGCCAUUAAUCAUGAUAUCUGAUGAUACUGAUAAAUUGUGAUCCAGCGUAAUUUCCAUUUUUGAUUUUGUGAUUGAUUGAUCUUGAUGUUGAUACCUCAGACGAUGAGUUGAUUUGUGACCCACUCCUAGGUAUAACGUGAAUCAUGGAGCAGUGCAUGGCCAAAUAAAGUGUACGACGCAGUGGAGUAAGGAGGCCCCCAGGUUCAAGGAUGGAACAGGUACAGUUUCCGAUUGUCGAUUGAUGCCUUUUCAAUGAGGUAGAAUUACUAUGAUGUUGGUACUGUAACAAGAAAAGUUUGAUAGUCUAGAGAUUAUUCUUCAUGACUAUGUGUAUGUUUUUCAGCAUGGGUAUCAAGAUCAAUCAUCAACAUCAUUCUUUGCCAGGUCCAAUCCAGAAAAGCGAUUCACGAAGUUAUACGCCAUUGCAGCCAUCAACAGCGCCCAAGUGGAGUGUCCCAAAGGGAAAAGGGCACACGGUAAAAAAAGUACAUGGAGCUGCUAAUGCUACAGCUUGAGGUCGUUCUCGCAAGAUGUUUUUUAACACUGCAUGACCUUCACCUUCUGUUUAGUCCCAGAGUGAGACCCAACUAUGAUGUUUCCCUUUCACUUUCUGUUUCUUGAUCUUGAUCAACAUAAUCUAAUAAAAGGGCUCUGGAUAUUAUUGUUUAGUCUCCUAGAUAGUUUGAGUUUGCGUAAGACUAUGUGAGACUUAUGCCAUGCCAUAAAAGGGCUCUAGCUCUAGGUCUAGCUUACAUCGACUUGAAAAAUAACUUUCACUCUUGUAGAUUCCUCGGAUCCAGACCUGUGGUGCCGACGCAUUCUAUAACGUGAAGAUUAAGGGUUGCCGAAUUACAUCCCGCAUUUACCAUCCUCGGCUCUUUUCCUAGUGGAAAAGACGCCAGCAGGGGUGUUCUGAGGAAUUAUAUAAUUCCGUUAACCUCUAAGAAGAAAGACUACGUUGAUUGCGCUUUCAUAGGAAGCGAUGGCAACGGUGCACUGGUGCAAGGCGGGGUGCAGAUGUUGGGAACAGGAGUAGUAAAAAUUGCGGACCUCAAGAAGAGGGUCAAGUCAGAAGCUCGCGUGAAGAACUAUCCUGCGAAGCCUGGCCCAGGAACGUACUUAUCAUGUUCAUCAUUCAUUGUUCUUGUUUGAGUAUGUUUUUGGGAUAGAACUAGAAUCACAUAAAUAUCACUGGUGUCUUUAUUUCCAUUUCUUUCAACAUUAUACUGUUCUUCCGCGACAAAACUUUGAAGAAAAAUGACAUUUUAUGCCUGAAAAAGGAGCGGCGCUUGCCUAUGAAGUGAGGCAAAAAGUGGAGGAAGUAGUGGAAGGGGGAAAAAGCGCUUCGCUGUAUUGCGAGACUUUCUUCUAUUCAGUCCUGGUCGGUCUUGAAGUUUUGAGGAGUAGGAAGUAAUAAAUUCGGGUGGCGAAGAAGAUUUUCAUUAUAGUCGGGAACUCUCACCUCUCCGGGGCGAGCCAAAUGAAUCCUAUCCUAUCCCAAGGAGGAGGAGAUAGUUGUGGAUGAGAUGUUUUUUCGGAACGGGAGAGAUAGCGGAGUAUGAGGAGAGCAAAAAUAGUCAACACGAUUCUCGAUCAUGUUCCGCUACAACUGCAACGAAAUCGAACAUCAUCGUUGUGAAGUCUUUCCAUCCCUUUCUCUUAAUUUAAAACCUAAACUAAAACUUCGACAACAGAUAUGAAGACCAGAAGGAUGCGGUACUGGAUAGGGUUCCCAAAUGGACGCAAACCAAGAGCAAUCUAGACAAGGUUCGCUUCCCAGGCAGCUUUGUGCAGGCGAAAAAGUGGAUGCCACCACCCGGUAUCUACGAGGCCGACGAUGUAGUGAAGAAGGGUAAGAACUGCAACGGUGCGCGUCUCGAACAGCAGCUAGGACAUGCUUCUAGUUUCAGGACGGGGGCCGAUUAAGUAGUUAAUACUCGAACAAGGAGUGUCAUCAGUGUGGUACAAAUGCUUAUGUCUGUGAGCAUUUUUCCCAAUACGAAGAGUGUUGCUUUUGGUAGGAGGUGCUAGAUGAAGUACCUGCCGCUAACUACAAGAACUUGUUGGGCUUUUGUUCAUGUUCGAAUACUUGUCAAAUAAUCAAUUGGUGAGAAUGAGUAUGAGAUCAUUUUUGGUCGAUUAGUUCAUUGAUCAUAACGAUAAGACCAUAUUUGAUUGGCUACUCGUAUUACUUAUUUCAGGAGCUGCACCAUUGACGAUAGCGUCAUUGUGUGUUUCGAUUUUUUUUGGCAGAAAAAAAUUAGAAAUGUGUAUACUAAUAAAUGAACAUUUUCAAGAACAACAUAUAACGACGGAAAAAUAUCAUGCGACGAAAUCAUGCGGAAUGCACGAGAUAAAAUCCGAUUUUAUACUAUGUAUGGCGGAGCUAAGUCCUCAUUCCUUGCACAAUAUAGUCCAUAAUCUGUCAUAUUAACAAUUGUAGUAGUAGAACAGUCAUGUGAAAACUUAAACAAAAUGAUAAGAGACGAAAUUUGCAAAAGAUGAAAAUAUUCCGUUCCUCUAGAACUAGCUUGCAGUUUUUCUAGUUUUUGGUCGAGCACGAAUGAACAGGUGAUGUCACAAUCAAUUAUUCAAUGUUGUUAACGACGAGACUUUGAAGAAAGGAUGAGGAUUAUUCGUUAAGAAAUAACAAAGAUGUUGCCAGUGUGCUCAGUCAGUGGGAGUGAAUUGUAGGAUUCUUUUAUGAGGUUUAAAAUCGAUUUGUCUGAGUCUGACUCUAACCCUGUCUGAAUCCAGAUUCAAUCAUAGCAUUUAGAAUCAUUAUGCAUCAAUUAUGACUUAGUGAGAGACGAUCGACGUAAAGAGUGUAGUCUAGCAUAGAGAGCGCGCGAUCAUACUUGGGAGAG
Amoebophrya sp. A25 is the source of this 3323-nucleotide messenger RNA. NCBI's taxonomy places the organism in Eukaryota, Dinophyceae, Syndiniales, Amoebophryaceae. The record is from the annotation of a GenBank genome assembly.